Messenger RNA from Coffea arabica (coffee), 1748 nucleotides. RefSeq lists its product as uncharacterized. The record is from RefSeq and is a predicted model, not a curated record. NCBI's taxonomy places the organism in Eukaryota, Viridiplantae, Streptophyta, Magnoliopsida, Gentianales, Rubiaceae.
AUGGGGUUGAUCAAGGAAGGAGAAAUUGGAGCUGAGAAGAGAGCUUUAGGAAGAAAAGAACGUGAAGGGAUGGCUGGCUCAAUAGCUAAUGGAAAUUUUAUGUGCAGAUGGCGGAAAAAAAUGCUGAAAAUCAUUAAAAAAAAUUUGAGAAAUCAUCAUUAUGAUGGCACUAAUGCUUAUUAUGAGGUUGAUUUGGAUACUUUUAGGAUGUCACUAGGAACAUUUGGGGUGGGACAGAUUCUUCUGAUAAAAAUGAUGAGUGGGGCAAUGAGAGUUGCGGUUCUAUUGCUUUUUUGUUUUCAUUUUUUUGUAGUUAGUCGGGUUGUAGGGAGAGAUGUGAAUUUUGUUAAGGAUGAGAAAUUUUUGACUGCUGUUGGUAAGGGAGGUGGGUUUGGAUUUGGAGCUGGGGGUGGUUUUGGGACUGGUGCAGCAGGAGGAGGAUGGGGAGGUGGAGGUGGAGGUGGAGGUGGGGGUGGAAUAGGAGGUGGCGGCAUUGGAGGAGGUGCAGGUGGGGGAUUUGGUGGCGGUGGUGGAUUUGGAAAAGCGGGUGGUAUAGGAGGCGCCGGAGGUGGCUUUGGAGGAGGUGGAGGCGGAGGAGCUGGUGGAGUAGGCGGUGGUGCCGGAGGUGGCGUUGGAGGAGGUGCUGGUGGAGGAGCAGGUGGUGGUGCUGGAGUUGGAGGAGGUGUAGGUGGUGGUGGUGCUGCUGGAGGUGGCAUUGGAGGAGGUGCUGGUGGAGGAGCCGGUGGUGGUGCUGGAGUUGGAGGAGGUGCAGGUAGUGGUGGCGGUGCUGGUGGCGGCGUUGGAAGCGCUGGUGCUGGAAUUGGAGGAGGUGCAGGUGGUGGUGGUGGUGCUGGAGGCGGCGUUGGAGGAGGCGCUGGUGGAGGUGCUGGAAUUGGAGGAGGUGCAGGGGGUGGUGGUGCUGCUGGAGGUGGCGUUGGAGGAGGUGCCGGUGGAGGAGCAGGUGGUGGUGCUGGUGGAGGAGCUGGAGCUGGAGGCGGCGUUGGAGGAGGUGCCGGUGGUGGUGUUGGUGGAGGAGCUGGAGUUGGAGCCGGUGCAGGCGGUGGUGCUGGUGCUGGAGGUGGCGUUGGAGGAGGUGUUGGUGGAGGAGCAGGUGGUGGUAGUGGAGUUGGAGGCGGUGCAGGUGGUGGUGCUGGUGCUGGAGGUGGCAUUGGAGGAGGUGCAGGGGGUGGAGCUGGUGGAGGAGUAGGAGGUGGUGCAGGAGGUGGGGCUGGUGGUGGAGUUGGGGGUGGAGCAGGCGGGGGAGUAGGAGGAGGAGCUGGUGGAGGCAUUGGUGGUGGUGCCGGAGGUGGAGCAGGUGGAGGCGUAGGAGGAGGGGCUGGAGGAGGCCUUGGCGGAGGUGCUGGAGGUGGGGCCGGUGGCGGAGUAGGGGGUGGAGCAGGUGGUGGCUUUGGAAAAGGUGGAGGUAUAGGAGGUGGUGCAGGCGGUGGUUUUGGGGCUGGAGGAGGUUUUGGUGGAGGGCAUGGGGGAUUUGGUAAGGGUGGAGGAAUUGGCGGUGGCGGUAGUUUCGGAGGUGGGACUAGUCCUGGAAUUGGCCGUCGCAAAUUGUGAUCUCACUGAUGCCGUUGGAAACAAAGCAAAACUGGGCAAUUUUUUAAGCAAGAUUAUAAAGAUUUUAGAAAUUUUAUAGCAAUGGAAAUUUCACUCGCAUCUUUUUCAUUUUCAUUCUGUCCGUCCGUUCAAGUCUGCAAUCAGAUUAUAUGAAAAGCAAAGUUUUAUUUAUUAUUCCA